Molecule: messenger RNA, 2183 nt
Organism: Merops nubicus (carmine bee-eater)
Lineage: Eukaryota; Metazoa; Chordata; Aves; Coraciiformes; Meropidae
Gene: USP36
Product: ubiquitin specific peptidase 36
Exons: 13
Biological process (GO): protein deubiquitination; regulation of apoptotic process
Cellular component (GO): nucleus; cytosol
Molecular function (GO): cysteine-type endopeptidase activity; cysteine-type deubiquitinase activity
Source: RefSeq, a predicted model, not a curated record
AUGGAGUGGGAGCGGAUCUACCGGGUGGGCGCCGGGCUGCACAACCUGGGGAACACCUGCUUCCUCAACUCCACCGUGCAGUGCCUGACCUACACGCCGCCGCUCGCCAACUACCUGCUGUCCAAGGAGCACAGCCGCAGCUGUCACCAAGGAGGCUUUUGCAUGUUGUGCAUUAUGCAGAACCACAUAAUCCAGGCUUUUGCCAACAGUGGGAAUGCAAUAAAGCCGCUGUCCUUCGUCCGAGACCUCAAGAAGAUCGCCCAGAACAUCCGCUUUGGGAGACAGGAGGAUGCGCACGAGUUCCUGCGUUACACCAUCGACGCCAUGCAGAAGGCCUGCCUGAGUGGCUGUACCAGGCUGGAUCGCCAGACCCAGGCCACGACGCUGGUUCACCAGAUCUUCGGCGGUUACCUGCGGUCCCGCGUGAAAUGCUCGGUGUGCAAGAGCGUCUCGGACACCUACGACCCUUACCUGGACCUGGCGCUGGAGAUUGGGCAAGCUGCAAACAUCGUGCGGGCGCUGGAGCUGUUCGUGAGGCCCGAGCUGCUGGGUGGGGAGAAUGCCUACAUGUGUGCCAGAUGCAAGAAGAAGGUGCCAGCCAGCAAACGCUUCACCAUCCACCGUGCCUCCAACGUCCUCACGCUGUCGCUGAAGCGCUUCGCUGACUUCGGGAGACGCAAGAUCACCAAGGACGUGGGGUACCCCGAGUUCUUGAAUGUCCGCCCCUACAUGUCUGAGAAAACGGGGGACCCGAUCAUGUACGGGCUCUACGCAGUGCUGGUGCACUCUGGGUUCAGCUGCCAUGCAGGACACUACUACUGCUAUGUGAAGGCCAGCAAUGGGCAGUGGUAUCAAAUGAAUGAUGCCCUGGUCCGCUUCAGCAACAUCAAAGUGGUCCUCAACCAGCAGGCCUAUGUGCUGUUCUACCUGAGAAUCCCCAGCCCCAGGAAGGGCUCAGAGGGGCCCGUUGCCAAAGCUGCCUCCAGCCUGUCUGGCUGCACUGGCAGUGUCUCGGAUCAGGCCAAGAAAACGGUGACCAACGGGCCCCUGUCUUCACCACCGAUGGGCCGGAGCUCAGACACACUGCCAGAGAAGAAGCUGCUGGGGCCGGAGGAGCUCGGGGUCCCUGUGGCCCGCAGCACGUUCACGGUGGGGCCGAAGCUGCUGAACGGAACCACGCCGUCAAAGCCGCCUGCUGGGUCCCCGUCCCCCAAACUGCCCCUCAGAGCCACCCACACGGCCACGGCGCUGCCCCACGACACAGCCCAGAGGCCCAAGAAGCAACUCUCCUUCCUCCCAAAAAAGCCACUCUCCUUCCUGCAGCUGCCUCCCACACCCAGAGCAGUUCAGGGCUUCAGCCACACGAGCAAUGCAAGCGGGGCCAAAGUGGAGCUGCCCCGGCAGAGCUCCUGGGAGAGCAAGCGGCCGCCUACCUCAUGCAGGGUGCUGCUGGGCAGUGGGGAGAACACGGGGACCCUGGAGAGGGACUCCUGCAGCAGCAGCGCUGCCAGCCCAGCGCACAGCGUGGUGGGGACGUUGGCCAAGGCGUCCCAGAAGGCCAAGAAUGGAACUGGCAGCUUCUGCACCUCUCAGGACACAGACUGCGGCACGGACCUCGCUGCUGGCAGUGAGCCAGCUGCCCCCGGAGACUCCAAACCGGCAAAACUGAAACCCUCCCCGUUGGGCAGCACCGCCCUGGAGCUGAGCAGCACCACAUCACCACCACCGGCCAAGAAGCUGGUCCUCUCUGCCAAAAAGGGCAGCACCCCGGGGAAGGCGAGCGGGAGUGACCGCCAGGCACAGCCCCACCCACGCUUCACCGAGCACCCCACCCACCCUGGCAGCAGGUCGAGCAGGGAGAAGGGGCCCAGCCAGGUCACCCCUGGUUCCUCCAGAAAAAGGCGUCGAAAGCAGCAGCAUGGAGCUGUGAAUGCUGAUGAUGAAGUCCCCAAACCCCCCAGGAAGAAGAAACUUGCUCAGGGAGGCUUGGUGUCCCUUGCAGAGAAGGAGGUGGCAGGCAAGGGUGACCAGGAGGAGCUGGGCUAUGGGGACCUGGAGCACAGGCCCAAGCAGCAAGUGUCAGACCCCACUGAGCACACCUACCCCCUCAAGAAGAAGAAGAAGAAAAAGAGGAGAAUGGAGGAGACGGAAGAGUGCUGCUCUGGGAUGCUGUCCUCAGGCAG